AUGACAACCGAAACAAAUCAAGAUGAUCAACAAACUGCUUGUGAAGAUCUACUUCGUGAAUGUUUAGAAGAAAUAAAUUUAGAAAUUGAUCUUUCUCAUGGAGAAUUAAUUCAAAAGAAGAAUUCUUUACUUGAAUUUCAAUUCGACAUGGAUCAAGCUCUAGAAAUCUAUGUACAAGAAUAUGGAAUUAAACCACAUGAAAUAAAACAUCAAUUGAAAAAAGCAAUCAUUAUGUAUAAUUAUCAAACAGAAAUACUUGAACGAAAAUAUUCACACGAAAGUCCAAAUCAAUAUCAAAUGGAAGUUGCUAAACGUCUUGUUAAUAUGAGACGCGACUUAGAAAAAUUAAAACGAGCAUUACUCGAAUUGAAACAAGGUGUCAUCUUCAAUAAAUCAUGUAUAUCAUUCGAUUUUAUUCAAAUAUCAAUGCCAACUUUCAAUGAUACUACUAUUAAAAAGGGCAGCGUGCAACAAAAAUUAUUGAGUCAAUAUGAAAAACAAAUUCGAUAUAAGAAACUUGAUUUAUUAGCUAUAAAUAUAUUAGAAGCUAAACAGACUUAUUAUCGAUUUCAAAAUCUAUUCGAUUAG
Messenger RNA from Rotaria sordida, 588 nucleotides. The record is from the annotation of a GenBank genome assembly. Lineage: Eukaryota; Metazoa; Rotifera; Eurotatoria; Philodinida; Philodinidae.